Hyla sarda is the source of this 1458-nucleotide messenger RNA. RefSeq names its product AKT1 substrate 1 (gene AKT1S1). Gene Ontology annotation, biological process: neurotrophin TRK receptor signaling pathway; negative regulation of TOR signaling; negative regulation of protein kinase activity. Gene Ontology annotation, cellular component: cytoplasm. NCBI's taxonomy places the organism in Eukaryota, Metazoa, Chordata, Amphibia, Anura, Hylidae. The transcript has 6 exons. Bases 16 to 1161 code for a protein of 381 amino acids. The record is from RefSeq and is a predicted model, not a curated record.
UGCUCUGCCUGUGGUAUGCGCCUGUGUUACGAAAGCAGAAGACGUCAGGUGACUGACCUAGCAAAUCAGUGGCCGUGGCCUUCAGAACAUCAAGUCACCACCGAGGCUGCUGAUUGGCUGCAGCAGUCAUGUGACAUCUGCUGCUCCUGUGACACCGGAGCUGACCGAAGUCACCCGCUGCUGAACACUGGAGCGCCAACUGAAGACAUCAGAUGCAGAAUGGGAGAUCAGCAUAAGAAUGGAGGCAGGAGGCCUGCUGAUCCUCUCAUCACCAAUGUACACGACUCUACCAGCAGAAUAGUUGCAAACAUCUCUGAAAUCAUGACUGACAUGGCUGACAACCACAAGGAGGCCUGGGAGGCCCUUAUCAGUGCUGCCGAAAAAUAUCGCAGAAAGACUGGAAAUGACAUUGUGAUGAUCACGGCGUACAAGUCCAAGGUGCUCAACAACUACUCGUACACCGCUCAUGGUAGUGGGGUGCUCCUGGAGGCCACCCAAAGAUAUAUUGAUGACAUUACUGUAGUGCAUAAAACCACUGCCUAUACCAGCCCUAUGCCAAUCAACAAGGCUACCAAAGAGACUGCUGGGGCACGACAGAACUCUUACUCCAAGAGCUACCCUUCCAUAUACGGCAAAGAAGGCUUUUCUAUGCUUGAGGACAAUGAAAGGGCGAAGAUGGGGCCUCAGGGUCAGGUGCCCGACCCACUCCCACAUAUCGAUGCUCCUGAGGAAGAGGACUAUGACUACAAGGAAAGCCAAUUGCAUAAGGCUGACACCGUUCCUAGUGACUCAACAGGACUGUUUGUAAUGGACGAAGACUCAAAUGGCCAAGACUGUGAACCUUUCUUUGAAUCUGACCAGGAAGAGAGUACAGAUGAUGGCAGCCUGACUGAAGAUGCCCCAGGACAGCCUUUUCCCCAGCGCAACCUCCAGCAGUACGCAAAGUCUCUCCCGGUCACUGUACCCGUGUGGGGCUUCAAGGAGAAAAGACAGAGCAAUAAAUCGCCGGAUGACGAAGGUGGCAAGUUUCCUUCCCCAGACUUGGACAGAAUCGCUGCUAGCAUGAGAGCCCUGGCUCAUGACACCUCACAACCGUUUGGCGACCUUCCUCGUCCAAGACUGAACACCGGCGACUUCCAUACAAAGUACAGGAAGUAUUAACAAGUGGCUUCACGUGACCACCAGCCUGAACACUAAGGACUCUUCUGUCACGAUACAACUCAGCAGAUGAAGCUCCAUAUAGUACAACUGCCCAUGCAUUAGGGGGCUGACUGGAUCACUGCCUAAUGUGGGAAACUGAAUUUUAAUACAUUCUUUUAAUUUUUUUUUUUCUUUCAUGCCCAAAGUGGUCAAGUUUUCUUGAAGGAGUUUCCUUUCAAUUUGAAGCAAACAAAAUUUUAGCCAUUUUUGUUUUUUUUAUCAUACCUCAAUAAAGAGGAAUACAAUGAGACAUGCUGG